AUGACUCUUCCACCUCUCGCUCCGUUUCCGCCGGCCUCUCUGCGCCAAGGCAUUGUUCCUGACGAAUGGACCGCAUUUCUGGACGCCUGGACCGCCCUUUCACUGGCCUAUCUUAACCUCCCACCCCCGGCUUUUUCCUCGGCUGCUUCGGACGAAGGAAGCUUGGUCAAUUUUCUGGCCUCUUACUUUUACGAGGCUGCCCGAUCCGGAAAUAGUGACAGCUACUUCCAAUCAGAAAAGGCCCUCAGCUUGCGCAAGCAGUGCUUCUUACUAUCACACAGACUCCUUUCGGCGGAUCAGGUAUCGUCGAAGCUCCUCCAGUGGAAUUUUCUUGCCGAUCUUAGUCACGUUUUCGUGCGCAGUGAGCGUUUGAAGGAGUUGCUGGAGAGUCUAUGGAAGCGGCAUGGCGACAAGGUCGAACCGGGCUUGCAAAAACUCAAGGCAUCCCUAACUAAGACCCUGGAUUCGAAUCAGCCCGACGCAGCUGAAGAGCCUUUGAGAAGCCUUGUGCCGCUACUCCAUACCUCUCCAGACAUUGCCACUUUCUUCGUAGCUGGCUCAGACUUCCUUGACUCUCUGUGUAGCGCUUAUUCAAAGGCCUCACAAUCAUUUAGGCCGAAGAUAGUCACAGUCGCAUCCUUAGGCAUACUUGCCCUCACCAAAGGCGAGAAGCCAAAAUUUUCUCUUCUUUCGGAUACCCUCUACAGCCUUAAGUCGAAUGCGGAAAGCCAGCAGAAAUCUGGCCAGCCCUCACUGUUAUCAGACCUGGUUACGAACACGCCGAUCGUGACUCGGAUUAAAGACAGUGGAGCCAGCGACGAAGGCGCCAGAGUCAAGAGUUUGGCCGAGUCGCUAACUUCCUUCCGCCAGUCCGGCCUAGCAAGGCCGAAGAAGUUCGUCCGUCGCAAGGUCGAUAAAGGCAAGGCAAGAGCUACAGACGACGAGUAUGGCCAUGGCGGAUUUGGCGAGGUCCAUGUGCAUCGUAUGAGCCUCGUUACGCAGAUACAAGAUCUCUUUCCGGACCUUGGUUCCGGCUUCAUCGUCAAGUGUCUUGACGAAUACGACGACGACAUAGAACAAGUCACUGCUCAUCUACUGGACGAUUCCCUUCCCCCGCAUCUCAAGGGUGCGGACAGGACAGCACAGCUACCCGCGCCGUCGCAGCAGAAACCGGUUGACUUUGCCCCUCACCUUCCACCUCGGUCUACGCCUCCCCCGAUCAGGCGCAACAUCUAUGACAACGAUGAGCUCGACCAGCUCACUGUUGAUGCCUCUAGGUUGCAUAUUGGUCGCAGGAACGAAUCCCUCACCGCUGACAACAUCCUCUCGGACAAGACCUUCGCCCCCAACAAGGCCGCCAUCCUUUCUGCGCUCGCUACCUUCGACCUCGACGACGACGAGCGUGAUGACACGUAUGACGUUGAAGACGUCGGCGGUACGAUUGACUCGACCGUCCCAGGCAACGACGAAGCAGCAGAGCUCAGGGACGACCGUACCGAAGAGGCGCUCUUCCGCGCGUAUUCUAUGUCUAAGGAUGCCUUUGGCCGCGAUCUGGCGACGCGUCGCAGUAGCGCCAGGCAGGCGCUGCGGAGUGAGACGGGCAUGACGGACGAGGCCAUUGAGGGCUGGGCCAUUAUGCUGGCCCGCGACCCGCGGAAGCUUAGGCGGAUGGAGGCCAAGUUCGCCACGUUCGACGGCAGGCAGACAGAGCUGACCUCGACACGGUGGACGGACUCGCCCGCGGAGUCGGGGACGGACACCGACGGAGGUGGCAGAGGUGGGCGUGGUGGAGGCAGAGGAGGCGCGGGUAGGGGCCGGGGUGGUCGGGGAAGAGGACGUGGACGUGGUGGUGGGAACGCGGGCGCCGGAGGAACAGCGGCGGGCCCGGCGGACGACAAAGCUACACAGGUGGCCAGGCAGCGGAAGGAGGCCAACAAGUCAUCACGCGCAAACCACAACCGCCGCGAAGGGCGCGCCAGGAAGAUGGCGAGGGCGGGCUUCCCGGGCUAA
Lasiodiplodia theobromae is the source of this 2010-nucleotide messenger RNA. RefSeq names its product Cue domain protein. The record is from RefSeq and is a predicted model, not a curated record. The coding region runs from base 1 to 2010 and encodes 669 amino acids. Gene Ontology annotation, molecular function: ubiquitin binding. The transcript has a single exon. NCBI's taxonomy places the organism in Eukaryota, Fungi, Ascomycota, Dothideomycetes, Botryosphaeriales, Botryosphaeriaceae.